Aspergillus pseudonomiae is the source of this 674-nucleotide messenger RNA. RefSeq lists its product as uncharacterized. The transcript is spliced from 2 exons. NCBI's taxonomy places the organism in Eukaryota, Fungi, Ascomycota, Eurotiomycetes, Eurotiales, Aspergillaceae. The record is from RefSeq and is a predicted model, not a curated record. Bases 254 to 664 code for a protein of 136 amino acids.
AGGGUUUGUCAGCUAAGGGAAACCGAUUGCUUAUCGAAAUCAGCUUGUGUCAGGUAAACUUCUGAAUUUUGGUGCCCAAGGAUCUCGUAAUAUCCAAUCACGUGUGAAGUCGCUCGGGAGCCUUGAUUACUCCGUACCCCGCCAUGCAAUCAUUUUAACCCCACUUCUUUUUUAUUUCAUCGCCCUUAUUACCCGACUCUCCUUCCACCUUGAAAAUAAAUCACUCACUAACUUCAACGGGAAUACGGCCUUAAUGAUGUCGCAGAUAACAUCGAGCACGCCACAUUUGUUUGAGGACGACCUACCUGAAAGUGCGAACACGGAACGAAAGAUCUUCGCAGAAUGGGCGUCUUCAGUUCCGUUCGAGAAAAAAGCGGAUGAUUUUCAAAUUCACAAUUCAAAAGACUUAGACACCAAGAUAGUUCCCUUCUUAAGGUCACUCAAUCUUCUUGACAAGGGGUAUUCAUUGGUACAGAUCCCGGGACCGAAAUAUGCGCCAUUCCACCACAGCAAAGGCGAUGCAUUUAUCAUUCCAAUCGAGAUACUUGGCAAUAGCCCCAGCGCCUCAGGGAAGCCCCUUCAAGAAGGCAAGAGACUAUAUAUGAAGGUAAACCAAGAAGUAAAGAUCGAACCAAAGUUGCGCCUACUUUUCAUCUUGCUCUAGCGGACGGGUU